This is a messenger RNA of Monomorium pharaonis (pharaoh ant), 2350 nucleotides long. Its product is annotated as aquaporin. Gene Ontology annotation, molecular function: water channel activity. Bases 191 to 1009 code for a protein of 272 amino acids. Lineage: Eukaryota; Metazoa; Arthropoda; Insecta; Hymenoptera; Formicidae. The record is from RefSeq and is a predicted model, not a curated record. Gene Ontology annotation, cellular component: plasma membrane. The transcript has 5 exons. Gene Ontology annotation, biological process: transmembrane transport.
CUUCAUUACACCGCGGGAAGAGAGGCCACGCGUGUUCGCCGCGAUAGAACGGAGUUGCGAUCGUUCACAAGACGGCAGGCUGACGGAGUGCACGGGUGUCUCCGUCUUUCUCUCUGUCGUUAAAGACCAUUGGAAGUCUUGAACAUUUGUGUUUAUAGUGUUGUGACUCUUUGGUCAAAGACGCUCCGUCAUGCCGGCGAGUGAUCUCCGUGAAGGAUUACAAAGAUGGGUGAAAGGAGAAGGCACUGUAAAGACUACUCUCAUCGCCGGAUUGGCGGAGCUGAUCGGUACAAGCAUUUUGAUAUUUCUGGGAUGUAUGGGUUGUAUCUCCGGUUUCGACAUUCAACCUAUUUUCCUACACAUAACAUUAACAUUCGGCUUCGCGGUUAUGGUUGUGAUUCAGUGCAUCGGUCACAUCAGUCAAGCUCACAUUAACCCAGCCGUCACCGUGGGAGCUGUCAUUCUUGGGAAAAAAACCAUUCCCGAAGCUUUAGUUUACUUUGUGUCGCAAAUGAUAGGUGCCACUCUGGGUUACGGUAUGCUGAAGGUGGUGACACCGAAGGAUAAUCUAAUCACACUCGAUCAGACCGAUAUGAUUUGCGUGACCAAGCUGCACUCCAACCUGUCCGUGAUUCAGGGCUUGCUCGUCGAGAGCAUCGCGACCGGUAUUCUGAUGUUGGUGGUGUGCUCCAUCUGGGAUACGAGAAACGAGAAGUAUAUGGAUUCCGUACCGAUCAAAUUCGGCCUUACGGUAGUCGUACUGGGGACCACGGUCGGGCCGUACACCGGUUGCAGCUUGAACCCCGCGAGAUCAUUCGCGCCGGCAUUAUGGAACAACAAGUGGACGCAUCAUUGGGUCUAUUGGUUUGGGCCGAUCGGUGGCGCCAUGACUACUGCGUUAAUGUACAAAAUUAUUUUCGGCGUUUCCAAGAAAGUCGAGGAAGAAGAGCCCAUACCAGAAACUGUCGCGCUUAACAGCGUGGAGAUCAACAAAACGGAGCAGUCCUAAUUUGGCGGCGGGACUGGCGCCGAUCGAGGUGACGGGCGGACUGUUGAGAAGCUAAAAAAACUCGGUCGACGCUUUCUCAAUGCGAGGGGAAAACCUUCCGGGACUUUCGAGAGAUGGGAUGCUUUAGAAUGCACGGGCGAUUUCAAUGGUGGAUUCCAGAUGGCCAGGAUCGCAGGGGAAGCUUCCGAAGCUCAACCAGGAUAUACUCACGAUCCCCGGGAUACACGGGACAGACAAUCGUCUCAAUUCGACCGUCGAACGUGUUAGUACGUCAACGUAAGCCUGACACAGCAGUCAUCACAUGUAUAUAUACCAUGGACAAUCAAACAGCAAGUCACGCCGUUUCUCAGUGUGUUAAACUCUCUAAAUUUAUUCUCUCUACUCUCUAAAUCUGAAUCGGUAAAACUUCACUGCUAUUUUCGAUGAUCUAUACUUAUAACUGUAGGUAAUCAUCUUAGAGAAUAUUCUUAUUAGUCGGAAUCAGAUUAUCAUUGAAGGACAAGGUAACUCUAUGCAUCAAUUGAUACAGCUAUAAGUUUAGAAUUGAAAUCAGGUUAUUUGCGGUCUUUCAGCAAAUGUUAUAUUAAUUUCGAUUGAGAGAGUAGAAACGCGCAUCGGUACAAAUCAUUUCAGUCUUCCAUGAUUGGGUUUAAAAUUAAGUGUAUUAAAAUUGAAAUGUGAUCCGGUCGGAGGUUAAUAUACCUCCAAUGUCAUCAAAGCUAAUUAAGUGUAGCGUGAUGUCUCAAUAUUUAUUCAGAUUAUCCCGGUAAGACUCUUAUGUGUUGCGUAAAAGCAUCUUGACACAGUGCCCUCGUAAUCGCGAUCAGUCAAAUUUCAAUUAAUACGAAAUGUGAAAUUAACUAGUAAGUCGUUACUUUUGUCACUUUCUCUCUGUAAUAUAGUGUAUAGUGUUCGUUUGUUAUAAAUGUCUCGAAUCAUCUAGAAGAGCGUAUGUACAUACGAUCCAUUGAAAUGAGCGCUCUCUAUUGUUCAGAGAAAGGUACACAGUGUGGAAUCGGCGUCUCCUUCGAGUACUAUAUGAUUGGUCACUCGCAUAAAAAUGACGUUAGCAUUUUUAUACGAGUGACCAAUCAUAAUACUCAAAAGAGACCGAUUCCACACUGUGUACCUCCUCUUUCUCUCUCUGAACAAUAGCGCGCUCACUCCAAAUGUUUUCAUUUUAACGAUACAAUCUUUUUUAGCGAAUAAAUAAAUUGAAAAAGCGUAAACUAUAUACUAGUCACACGCGCGUGCGUAUUAACAUCUUAAUUUUUGUAAAAAAAAAAACCAAUUUGACAACGAAUAAAAUUGUAAAUAAUAAUAAAACCAACUUGUGCCAUA